AUGGGCAGUGCCAGCGCCCGGGGCUGCGCUCUCCUGCAUCUCAACGAGGACAACGGGCGCUUCGUGCUGCUGGCCCUCCUCAUCGUGGCUUACCUGCUGUGCGGCGCCGCCGUCUUCUCGGCCAUCGAGCGGCCCACCGAGCUGGAGGCUCGGGCCAGGUGGAACCGGACCGUGCGCAACUUCGCCGACAAGUUCGACAUCGCCGCCGGCGAGCUGAGCGCCUUCCUGCGGGACUACGAGGCAGCCAUCGCCGCCGGCAUCCACGCCGACACCCUGAGACCCAGGUGGGACUUCACCGGAGCUUUCUACUUCGUGGGAACUGUGGUGUCCACUAUCGGUUUUGGCAUGACAACUCCAGCAACUGUGGCAGGAAAAGUGUUUCUGAUAUUUUAUGGCCUACUAGGAUGUGCAGGGACCAUUCUGUUUUUCAACCUCUUCCUGGAGCGCAUCAUUACCCUGCUGGCCUUCAUCAUGAAGGCGUGCUACCAGAGGCGGCUGCGGAGUAAAGGCCUACUGCCUCCCAUCAUUCGGCGGCAAUCAGCCAUCGACACAGCCAACUUGACUGGAUGGAAGCCAUCUGUGUACUACAUCAUGCUGAUCCUUGGGGUCACAGCGAUCAUAAUCUCCUGCUGUGCUUCUGCAAUGUACACUCCAGUGGAAGGAUGGAAUUACACCGACUCACUGUAUUUCUGCUUUGUCACCUUCAGUACUAUUGGCUUUGGGGAUCUGGUCAGCAGUCAGAAUGCAGCCUAUACAAAUCAGGGAUUGUACAGAUUUGGUAAUUUUGUAUUCAUACUCUUGGGGGUGUGCUGUAUCUAUUCACUCUUCAAUGUCAUCUCCAUUGUGAUCAAGCAGUUCGUCAACUGGCUACUGAGGAAACUGGAAUGUAGAUGCUGCCCAAGGUGCCGGAGAGGGAAGAUGCGCACUGGGCGGCGGAAUGCUAUCACCCCGGGACUAUCUCGUAUCCGCAGGAACCAUGUCUUGGCAGAUGCAGAGGGGCCAUGUGACAGUGAUGGAGAGGGAAGGAGGCUCUCUGGGGAAAUGAUCUCCAUGAGGGACCUCACUGCCUCCAACAAGGUGUCACUUGCCAUCCUGCAGAAGCAGCUGUCAGAAACUGCCAAUGGCUAUCCUCGGACAGUGUGCGUCAACACGAGGCAGAAUGGCUUCUCAGGUGGGGUGGGUGCUUUAGCCAUUAUGAAUAACAGGUUAGCAGAAACCAGCGAAAGUAGGUAA
Molecule: messenger RNA, 1233 nt
Organism: Carcharodon carcharias (great white shark)
Lineage: Eukaryota; Metazoa; Chordata; Chondrichthyes; Lamniformes; Lamnidae
Gene: kcnk12
Product: potassium channel, subfamily K, member 12
Exons: 2
Coding region: 1-1233 (410 amino acids)
Biological process (GO): potassium ion transmembrane transport; stabilization of membrane potential
Cellular component (GO): membrane
Molecular function (GO): potassium ion leak channel activity
Source: RefSeq, a predicted model, not a curated record